AUGGCCGAUGGUCUAGCUAAACGAUCCAAGACUUCCAGCAUGCAAUCCUCCCAAGGAAGCAAGAGAAAGUAUGAAGACACGUCAGGUGAUGCAGCAAUACGACGGGCUAUGGAAAAUGGCUUGAAUGACAUUCGUGAGAUGAUCAGCUGCCGAAUCUGUGUACAUCCAAUGUUUGAACCCUACACAACAGAAUGUGGACAUACUUUCUGCUAUGGAUGCCUCAUACGGUGGUUUGAACAGGACAAGAAAAGGAAAUCCUGCCCUGACUGUAGAGCGAAUGUCACGACACAGCCAUCUCCUUCAUACGCGCUUCGAGACAUUACACAUGUCCUUGCUUCGAGAGCAGAAUUGCUGCCAGCAGGCGAGACUACGGAAGAGAACAAUGAGCUGAAAACCCAGGAGAAGGAAAAGGUCGAGCUGGAUCGUGCGAGCCGUCAGGGUUUGUUCUCUGGUCUUUUCUCACGUCGUAUGCCAGUGGUCAGCAUCCCUGAUCAUUCAGACGGGGUUCUUCGAUGUCCUCAUUGUACGUGGGAGGUGGAGGGAGGGACUUGCAGUUACUGUGGUUGGAGCGACGGCGUGGAAACAACAGGAGGCACUUCGGACGACGGUGACAAUAGUGAGAAUGACUGGAUGAACCGUGCACAUCAUCACCUGAUAGAUCUUGGUGAUCGAGAUGUGAUCAAUCUGGAGGAGGAACGCGAUCUCAUUGGGGAUGGACAUGACCUUCAAUACGAUGGACACACCAAUUACGAUUCUUUUCUGGACAGUACUGAAGAAGAGGACGAUGACGAUACUCUGGGCGGGUUUGUCGUAAAUGACAACGAUGAUCGUACUGGAGACGUGACAGAAUCUCAUCACUCAUCUACUGGAGGUAGCAGUUCUGGCUCUAGUGGUGGAGAGGAGGUCGAGACUUCGGAACCAGAUUCAACAGAAUCGGAUGAACCGCAGAGACAUAUUCGUCGAGGUAGCUUGCCAGUCAGGGGUGCAAAUCCUCACUUACGGUGGGCGGAACAUCUCCCCGCACGCCCCUUCCAACGCUACGAGAGCUCGAUGGAUAGUGAUCGGUCAUCAAUGGAAAGAUCGUCCGGUCCUUCUCAUCGAGUUCCUGGCUUAGGAGAAGACUCCUCAGAUAGUGAUCCUAGUGAAGGAUCAAUACAGAACCCAAGAUUUCGACGUGGUCCUCGACCUCGAUCACGCCGGGUAGUAGAUAUUUCUGAUGACGAACAUGAUGAACGGGAAAAUAGUAACGUCUCUCCAACAAGCCGACAAGCAUAUCAACAAAACCGGAUCUGGAGCUCCCGAGGGAGACAGAACAACACUCUCACCUCAACUCGUUCCCCAAUCUUUGUUGACUCAAGCCCAAGCAGACCUGAGAGCAAUGACAUCUCUCAGAAACGACGCGAACAGUCAAUUCCAGGUGCUUAUCCACCGUCAUUUUCGCAUUCGGAGGCCUCUCAAAAUGGAGCUUAUAAUUCCGGCCCCCGAGAUCUGGCGGAUCUGGCCUUUGAGACAUCUUCAUUACAUGCGUUGCUUUCCCAAAGUUCUGGGAAUGACGGCAGCUCUCGGCCAGGAGACACGCGCUCAGAUAGUCUUCAGGGUUUACAGCAAAGAGCACGACCGCUUUUCCCCCCAAGGCCGCCCCAGCGCGCUCACACUACAUCUUUUCUACCUGGUGGACGUCACAACACAAAUGACAGUAAUAAUGUCAACGCUCCGGAAAACGUACGGCGACAAGGAUCUACAAGUGCAUCAGGAUCAAUUGUGCCGAGAGUUAUGAGUCAAAUCCAAGGACCGAGCAGGAAGCGUCAAAGGGCAGAGCCUGUGAUAUAG
Molecule: messenger RNA, 1830 nt
Organism: Bacidia gigantensis
Lineage: Eukaryota; Fungi; Ascomycota; Lecanoromycetes; Lecanorales; Ramalinaceae
Exons: 1
Coding region: 1-1830 (609 amino acids)
Molecular function (GO): metal ion binding
Source: RefSeq, a predicted model, not a curated record